Messenger RNA from Spirometra erinaceieuropaei, 912 nucleotides. Lineage: Eukaryota; Metazoa; Platyhelminthes; Cestoda; Diphyllobothriidea; Diphyllobothriidae. The record is from the annotation of a GenBank genome assembly.
AUGUACAAGGCUGUCAUCCUGCCGACGCUACUGUAUGGAGCGGAGACUUGGACGGUGUACGCAAAGCAGGCACGUAGUCUGAACCACUUCCACCUCAGUUGUCUUCGUCGCAUCCUGAGGCUGAACUGGCAGGAUCGAAUCCCCGACACUGAUGUGCUGGAACGGACGGGAAUCCUCAGCAUCUACGCCAUACUGAGGCAAAUUCAGCUGCGCUGGAGCGGCCACCUGCUGCGUACGGACAACGAGCGACUACCCAAACGACUCUUUUACGGAGACGUCGCGACGGGUUCUCGUCGUCAAGGAGGCCAGAUUCGUCGUUACAAGGAUACCCUGAAGUCCUCCCUGAAGCGUCUGCAAAUCAACCCGACCAGCUGGGAAGAGCUUGCACUCGAUCGACCGACCUGGAGGAAGACAGUGAAGACAGGCGCUGCGAUCUUCGAAGCCAACCGCAUCGCUGUCGCCAAGGCGAAACAUGAAGCCCGCAAAUCCCAACUUCGCCCAGUACGCAACGCCGCCGCACAAUCGCUUCCAACGUGUCCUCGAUGUCAACGAACAUUCCGGGAUCGAAUCGGACUUGUUGGACAUCUUCGGAUUAACUGCGCCUCUCGAACGGCACCAACCAUCGUCCCCCUGCCUGUCUCUUCCUCCUCCUCUCCGCCGCCAACUAACUCCGACAAUUCUUCUGACCCACCACUUCCAUCAUCAUCCUUCUCCUCCUCCUCCUCCUCCUCCUCCUCCUCCUCCUCCUCGCCCACUGCUCCAACGGCGGCCGCUCAGGCGACUGUCCCCCGCACAGCAACCGACACUAUCACCACCUCCCCCGACUCCAGGGAUGAGGAUCAGGACUACACCUCACUGCGACCGUACCUUCACCUUACACACCGGCCUGGUCGGUCACUUGCGAAUCCAUCG